Messenger RNA from Pogonomyrmex barbatus (red harvester ant), 1729 nucleotides. Its product is annotated as dual oxidase maturation factor 1-like. NCBI's taxonomy places the organism in Eukaryota, Metazoa, Arthropoda, Insecta, Hymenoptera, Formicidae. Gene Ontology annotation, cellular component: endoplasmic reticulum membrane. The record is from RefSeq and is a predicted model, not a curated record. Gene Ontology annotation, biological process: protein transport.
UUCCAAAGAGAUUCCAAGAGAGUGAGGAAAACAUAACCAUUUGACGUUGAUGUAAUUAUGCGAUACUGAUUUACAUGGUUUUACGGAAGUUCGAUGAUAAGAGAAAUCAAGGCUUAUAUAUAGUCAUCCAAUCUGAAAGGAGGAUAGCCGGAAAAGGAAUUCAGAUAAAACCACAACGUCAACGGAUUUUUCAUACAAGUAACUAAUCUGUAGAUCGAUCAGAAAUACUGUUAAAUAAUUCUCCUAAUAAUUUCUCUUCAUCGCGGUUUCCUUUGGACCUAAAAUAAUAUAGUAAUUAUUUAACACUGGAAAAAAAUGAAUACGUUUCUGUUCGGACGAUCAGAAGGUUUUCCCUCGCAAUAUUCUGCGCAUCAUACCCCGGUAACAAUAGAUGUGACUGAGACUAUACUAAUUGCUAUUUUUGUGGUCAUCUCAAUCGCCUAUCUCAGCAUCAUACUAGGCUAUCGCAAGAAACAAAGCAUCAACGUAGCUAUAAAAGUUAGUUCCAGCAUUAUCAUUGGGUGCUUGUUAAUAGUAGAAAAUUUUGGCCAGGAAUGGGAACAUGGCAAUGCGAAGAGUAAAACACCUUAUCGAGCCGGUGUGGGCCAAGAGAUUGAGGCUCAAAUGGCAGUCAAGAUAGGACUGAGAUCAGUGAAUAUCACAUUGAAAGCCAAACCGGAAGAAGGCACUCCGCUUGCAAAAGAAACGAUUGAUUACAAUGAGAGAUUUCCUUGGACAUGGGAUCAAGGCAGAAUAGGUUUUGGACCCUAUGCUGGAUUGCUGCAAAGGACUUUCCGUGAAGGUCAACGAAAAGGUUUGCCUAUUCCUAUUUUAUGGAUCGCUGAGUAUUUCGUUAUCGAUGGAGAAGGUAUUCGAUUUGGGAGAUUUUAUCGAACUGCCGGAUGGUAUUGUCACAUUUUGUUAUGGACUGCUUUUGCUUGCUGGAUACUGGCUAAUAUAUUCCUACAAUCUGUGAGCAGACAUACUGCCUACUUAAUUGGUUUGAUCGGCGGCUUACAAUUGUUAACUUGUUUAGUAUGGAUCUGUGUACAUAAUCCAAUUCCACUUGUGAUCCCUUUCGAGGAUAGUAUCAUUGAGAUGACAUUGGGCCAACAUUUCUGGAUGACUUUUGGAUGCGGUCUGUUUUGUGUCCUUUUGGCAAUUAUAAUGAUAUUUAUGGAUUUGCGUUAUCCCAAUGCAUUAUCUACGUUUCUAGGAAUAGAUCCUCUUGGCCAGUAUGACGAAUGCGUAAUGCGAAGCUGUCAGGUAGAUGAUGUGCUGCGUAGAAAGAUAAACAUAGAUGGCUCAAUGGAGAUGACACCAACUUCUAGCUUUUCACAAGAUAAAAACACGGGAAUGAUAGUAUUAAAGAGGCGAUCAACCAUAAAAAAUGCGCAAAAAUCGCUCUUCCGUGCACCAGUCCCUAUGAAGAUGGAAAUCUACGAUGACGUGACUGUUUAUGAAAAUCAAGAUAUUGCAAAAUCAUCUAAAGACGAAUCUAAAAAAGAAGUGUAUUACGAAGAGGAAGAAGAGGAAAAAGUCAAACCGCCGAUUCCGAGAAAAAAGAAAAUGAAGAUUCGUGUCUAAAUGUUAAUGAAUCUUGAGAGCCUAUGAUAUAUUUGUAUGAUUAAUAUAAACGAAUUGCCAUUCCGAAUAAAGUAUUCGAUGUAAAUAUCGUGUAUUUGUUACUGUACCAAUAUAUAACAAUAAAAACAUGUAGAGCUUAUUG